GUGGAAGCUGUCGGUCUGCGACUCCUCUGCCUUUAGAGAGAAAACGGUCCUGAAAGCCUUCCGGGUCCAGAGUCCUAACUGCCUCAGUCAGAGUGGAGGUCAGCUGAUCCGGCUCCUUAAAAUAACCCGGACCCUCCCCCCCCCACCCAGCCGGGUAUGCCGGGUCCAGAUCGGAUAAACAGGACACAGCAAGAGAACGGUUCUGGUGGUUCUGGAAUAAACUGUGGAUUUCUCUGAGAGACUUUUGGACCUGUCAUGGCGUCUGCCAGCGUCUCCCGCCCCGGUUCUGGAGGUUCUGGAGGUUCUGCUCUGGCAUUCGAGGAUUAUUCUCUGUACAGUAACCUGACUGAUGACGAGCUGCUGCAGCUGGCCAUCGAGCGCAGCCUGACGGAGACACAGUGCAGCGGUGCUGCCGCCGUGCAGACCGCCGCCGUGCAGACCGCCGCCGUGCAGACCGCCGCCGUGCAGACCGCCCGUCUCCAGGACAACGUCCCGGAACCGACCAGCACCAGCAGAUAUCAGCGUCGAACCCCCAGCAGCCAGAAUCCUCCUGCAGCCCAGACCAGCGCCACCUACAGCUCCCCCAACCCACCGAAGGAGAAACCGCCCGACCUGAAGACCUUCAAUGGAACGGUGAGUCGCUUCAUGACAGGUUCUGGGAAGAGGAUGGUGGCGUACUACAAAAAUGACGGCAGCUUGGUCCACAUUGCUCCAGAACCUGAGGAGGAGGAGGAGCCUCUGUUCCGGGCGAUUCGUGAAGGCAACGCCAACAAGGUGAGAGCCCUGGCCGUGUGUCCGGGAACCAACCUGAUGCUGCCCAGUAAGCCGGGCUGGCUGGCCAUCCACCAGGCCGCCUGGUUCGGACAGGACUCCUGUCUGCGAAUGCUGCUGUCAGCUCAACCAGGAAUGGUCAACAAGAGGACGUCACGUGGCGAGACGCCGCUGCUGGUCGCCGUCAGCAGAGUCCAACUGGGAUGCGUUCAAGUGCUGCUGGAAAACGGAGCCGACCCAGAAAUCCCGAACUAUGAGAAAGAGACUCCGCUGUACAAAGCCUGUGAGCGGAACAGCGCGGCCAUUGUUGCGGCGCUGCUGAACCACGGUGUGGCCGUGAACACGCGGUGCAUUCAGGGAUGGACCGCCCUGCAGGAAACCGUGGUCCGCAGCAACCUGGAGAUCUGCGACAUGCUGCUGAAGGCCGGCGCCAAGCUGAACCUGCGGAACAUGUACGGCAUCACGCCGCUUUUCACCGCCGCUCAGAACGGCCAGAUGGCCGCGCUGCGCUUCCUCAUCAAACACGGCGCAGACGUGAACACUCAGGCUGACGAUGGAGCCACGGCGCUGUAUGAAGCCGCCAAGAUGGGACACCAGGAAGUGGUGCAGAUGCUUCUGUCCCUGAAGGCUGACGCCAACAAGCCUGGGAAAACGGGAAUGUUGCCGCUCCACAUCGCCGCGCAGAGAGGAAGUGACGCAAUCGUCUCCAUGUUGAUCCCAGUCACCAGCAAGGCCCGGGUCCGGCGGACCGGGAUCAGCCCGCUGCACCUGGCGGCGGAGCGUAACCGUGACGACGUCCUGGAGAUGCUGAUCGAGGCGGGCUUCGACGUCAACGCCCAGCUGUCGGAGGAGCGCACGCGGCUGUACGAGGACCGCCGCAGCACGGCGCUCUACUUUGCCGUCAUCAACAACAACACAGAGGCGGCGCGCAUGCUGCUGGCGGCCGGCGCCGACCCCAACCUGGACAUGUUCCGGCCGCUCAUGGUGGCCUCCAGGAUGGGCUGCAUCCAAAUCGUCAAGCUGCUGGUGGAGCACGGCGCCGACAUCAACGCCGCCAUCCCCACCCACCCCACCACCUUCCCGGCCGUCUACAUGUUCUCCAUGAAGUACCUGCCGCUCUUCAAGUACCUGCUGGACCACGGCGGCCACGCCCUGCCCUGCUUCCACUGCCGCUACGGCGGCCGGCCGCACCCGCCCCUCAAGACCAGCCGCUCCAACUGGAACGAGGACGCCGACCGCCCGGCUGCUCAGGGGCCGGUCACGAGGGGCGUGCAGUUCUGUGAGAUGAUCUCAGUCCCAAGUAUCUGUCGGUGGGCGGGGCCAAUCAUCGACGUCCUGUUGGACUACGUUGGUCAUGUGACCCUCUGCUCCAGACUGAUGGAGCACCUGGACAGUUACUCUGGCUGGAGCGCCAUCAAGGAGAAGGCAGCCCCUCCGCGGCCGCUGCUGCAGCUCUGCAGGCUGCGGAUCCUGCAGCUGGUGGGACGCAGGAAGCUGAAACGGCUGCCGCUUCCUGGUGGCCUGAUCCGCUUCCUGAAGCACCAGGAGCUUCCUCCGGACGACGAGAGCUGAAGCAGAGCGCUGACCCGGUGAGCAUUCAGGACCGGCUCCAGACGGCGUCUCGCCUGGGACGCUUCCAGCAUCGAUCCAGUGGCGACACCACCUCAGAAGAGGAGGAGGAGGACUCUCACACAGACUCUGAAUGGCUGGAACGGUAUGAUGUCACUGAUGUGUUUCCAUCAGAGAUUAGUUAGCUGGUUGUUGUCAUGGAAACUGAACAGAUGAUGUCAUGUUUUGAUGUGUCAUUAAACGGUUUUACUGCUGUA
This is a messenger RNA of Xiphophorus maculatus (southern platyfish), 2597 nucleotides long. It is a transcript of the gene asb2a.1, whose product is annotated as ankyrin repeat and SOCS box protein 2-like. The record is from RefSeq and is a predicted model, not a curated record. The transcript is spliced from 11 exons. NCBI's taxonomy places the organism in Eukaryota, Metazoa, Chordata, Actinopteri, Cyprinodontiformes, Poeciliidae. Gene Ontology annotation, biological process: intracellular signal transduction. Bases 256 to 2343 code for a protein of 695 amino acids. Gene Ontology annotation, molecular function: protein binding.